Molecule: messenger RNA, 1212 nt
Organism: Hordeum vulgare subsp. vulgare (domesticated barley)
Lineage: Eukaryota; Viridiplantae; Streptophyta; Magnoliopsida; Poales; Poaceae
Product: ocs element-binding factor 1-like
Exons: 1
Coding region: 459-1103 (214 amino acids)
Biological process (GO): positive regulation of DNA-templated transcription
Cellular component (GO): nucleus
Molecular function (GO): DNA-binding transcription factor activity; transcription cis-regulatory region binding
Source: RefSeq, a predicted model, not a curated record
GGUAAUUAUUAAUCAACGAAUCACAAGCCUCAUUCCAGCUAGCUGGUUCACAGCAGGCAACUACUAUGACGUUCUUGUCGAGUAUUUAACCUUGUGACCAUCGAGUUGCAACAAAUAAAUAGAUAAAUAAAUCAGUAGCAAAAAAAAAAAAAAAACAUUUGCUGCUACCUCGAGACGUCGAGGUCGAUCGACAACGCAGCAUCAUCGAUGACACGACUUUUUAUUUCCCAGAAGAAAAGAAAAAAGGAAAAAAGCUGAUCGUCAGUGGGCACUAGGCGCGUGGGCCCACGAGAGGGGAAAAAAAUGUUAGAAGUGGGCCCGACGUGGCAGCCCGUCCGAACCGGGCUAUAAAUAGGGCCCUCCUACACUUGUCUCCCUCCCUUUUCCCUCUCCCGCCACUCGCACGCCACCCUCCAGCUUAAUUACUACGCUUGCCGUGACGCUUCUGCCCCUGCGCCAUGGCCCUCUCCGGCGUCGACCUCGAACUCGAGGCCUUCCUCGCCUACCUCGGCUCCGACUUAGACGCGCCGCCCGACCUCCUUCUUCCCAUGCUCACGUCGUCGCCGGAGGAGGAGGGCUCGGCUCCUGCAACGCCGUCGCCGAUGGAAGCACCCAUGGCCACGUCGUCGCCGGAGGAGGUCGACGGGCUGUUGAUGACCCCAGCAGGCGGUCCGUCGCCGCUGGAAGCGCUUCCCAUGAUGACCACGUCGUCGCCGGAGGAGGGCACGUCGUCGGGCUCGGCGGGCACCGUCGCGGCCGCCGGGGACGACGACAGGGAGCGGAGGAGGCUCCGCCGCAAGGUGUCCAACCGCGAGUCGGCGCGCCGGUCGCGCGCGCGCAAGCAGCGGCACCUCGAGGAGCAGCGCGCCGAGGCCGCCGCGCUCCGGGCCGGGAACCGGCAGCUCGCCGAGCAGCUCCGCGUCGCCAAAGCGCGCGCAGGGCUCGUCGCGCUCGCCAACGCCCGCCUCUGCGCCCAGGGCCAGACCCUGCGCCGCCGCCUCAACGCCGCGAGCCAUGCCCUCGCCCUCAGGCAGCUCUACGCCGCCGCGUCGGCCUCCGGCGGCGCCCUCGACAUGCAGGCGCUCGCCUCGCUCAUCCGGUAGCGCACGACAAGGAUGCUUUUUGACCUCUGGUGCACCGAUGGAACGAACGAACAAACGAGGAACGUACGUGACGGGCUGCAUGCUAUGAAUCACAACCCAUAAGAAGCUA